Coregonus clupeaformis (lake whitefish) is the source of this 6791-nucleotide messenger RNA. RefSeq names its product eukaryotic translation initiation factor 4 gamma 1-like. Lineage: Eukaryota; Metazoa; Chordata; Actinopteri; Salmoniformes; Salmonidae. The coding region runs from base 44 to 5494 and encodes 1816 amino acids. Gene Ontology annotation, molecular function: protein binding; mRNA binding; translation initiation factor activity. The transcript is spliced from 31 exons. Gene Ontology annotation, cellular component: eukaryotic translation initiation factor 4F complex. The record is from RefSeq and is a predicted model, not a curated record.
AUUUCUGUACAGGUCCGAGUGCGCCCAUGCAGAACCACAUGAAAUGAAUAAAGCACCACAGCCUUUAACGGGAUCCCCAUCUGCCCCCCACCCUGUCCCCUCCCCUGGACUCCAACAGCCCAACUUCCCUCCUGGACAACCCCCCUCUGUUGUCUUUGCCACCCCACCGCCACAAAUGAACCCAGUGCCACAGCCCCGACAGUUCGUCCCCGGGCCCCGUGCUUUACACCAACAGGGAGGAUUCAGGUCACUGCAGCCGUACUACAGCCGGCCCAGCAAUGCCCCCCGGGUGCCCCCCAGCAGCACGCCGAGGCCCGUGGCGCCCACACACGUCUACCAGCCGGGCCAACAGAUGAUGAUGAUCCCCUCACAGCAGAUCCCUUUCCCCAACCAACAGGGCCCCGCCUACUUCAUACCCGGACAGUACCGGUCAACGUACGUGGCCACCCCUCAGCAGUACCCGGUCCCGCCGGGCACCCCAGGCUUCUACCCAGGCACCAGCCCAGCUGAAUAUGCAGGGGCAUACUACUCGGGCCAACAGCAGUACACGCCCUCAGUGCCGGCUGCUCCGGUCAUCAUGAACCCUCCCCCCCAGCAGCAGCAACCACCUCCACAGCAACAGAUCCAGUCCAAAAGGGAGCGCAAACAGGUAAAGAUCAUAAUACGAGACCCUAACCAGGGUGGUAAAGACAUCACUGAGGAGAUUAUGUCAGGGGGCACCCGCAGUGGCACCACCCCCACACCCCCACAGGUGAGCGACGACUCUUCAGAGUCGUCUAUAUCUGGAUCAGAGGGCCCAGCCGUUGCCCAGGCCAACGGUGAGAACGUGACACCUGUCGUGGUCAGACCAGAUGACAGAGGGAAACCUGCAGCCACUCUCAUCACUGGCCCCCCAGCCCAGUCUAAAACCCCUGAACUGGUCAAGACUGCCCCUACCCCUACAGAGGUCAAACCCCCAGACACGAACAGUAAAUCUCCUUCCUUACCCCAGGACCUACCCACACCCCCACGGGCAACUACCACCCUCCAGAAUACUGCCCCUACCACCCCCACACCCUCAACUAGUCCCAUUGCAGACAUGAUGGACGCGCCAGCCCCGGCCGCUGCUCCAGCCCCAUCUGCCCCUGAAGUGCCUGCUUACCCUGCGCCCCUGCCUGAACCCUGCCACACUUCUGCAGCCGAGGAGCAUCCCUCAGCCGCCAAGGAGGAGCGGGAGGAGAUUAAAGAGGAGGUGGCGGAGGCUAGGGAGGAGGUGACUACAUCAUCCAAACCUGAGCCUUCCCUUGCUCCAGUGACCACCCCUAGCAGCAGCACUAACGGUAUGUCUGCAGCACAGCCCCCCCCAGCCGAGGAGGAGGAGCCAUCAGCCCUGUCCAUCACCAUGCCCUCCCCCCAGGCAGCAGAACCCCCCCUGGAGUCUCCCAUUGCCCAGCCAGAGGAGCUCAGGCUGCCCAAUGGCCUGCCGCUCCCCAGCCCCCAGGACCCUGAGAAGGUGUCUGCGGAGUCGUCGGAGUGUGACGUCAGCCCCAUCGCUGAGCCUGAGGCGGCCCAGUUACAGAGGGAGGCACCUAUGCCUAAACCCACGCCUGUUGCCGUCACAGCAACGCCCGCCACCGUUGUCAAGGGGACGCCCGCCGCCCCCGUUGUCAAGGGUACGCCCGCCGCCCCCGUUGUCAAGGGUACGCCCGCCGCCCCCGUUGCCAAGGGUACGCCCGCCGCCCCCGUUGCCAAGGGGACGCCCGCCGCCCCCGUUGCCAAGGGGACGCCCGCCGCCCCCCUUGCCCAGGCGACGCCCGCCCCCCUUGCCCAGGCGACUCCCGCCCCCCUUGCCCAGGCGACGCCCGCCCCCCUUGCCCAGGCGACUCCCGCCCCCCUUGCCCAGGCGACGCCCGCCCCCUUUGCCCAGGCGACCCAUGUCCUAGCUGAGACUGCUACUACUACAGAGGUAACGGCGCUCCGCGUGGAAGACGAGAUGGACUCUCCACCACCACAGAGCAACACCCCAGCCGGGGAGAGUUCUAUGCAAGCUGCUGUUUCUGUGCCGAAGAAAAAGAGGAAGAUGAAGGAUCUGAACAAGAAGGAGGCUGUUGGAGACCUCCUGGAUGCCUUUAAGGAGGAGCAGGUAGUGGAGAGCCCUCCUGAGCCAGAGCAGGCCACACCCACUUCUGCCUCUGACGCCGAGGAGCCCCGCCCAGCCGCCACCCCUGCAGUCGAAGAGGUGGAUGAGACGUGGGAGGAGAAGGAGGACAAACUAGAUGCAGAGAAUAUCGAACCCAAGCCCGGGGAUCUGAAGUACCAGUACAAAGAGGAACUAUGUAGGCCUAUAGACCCAGAGGAGAAGAAGAGGUAUGACAGGGACUUCCUGCUGGGCUUCCAGUUCAUCAGUGUCGCCAUGUCCAAGCCUGAGGGCCUGCCUCAGAUCAGUGAUGUUGUGCUGGACAAGGCGAAUAAGGCCCCUCUCCGCCAGUUGGACCCCAGCCGUUUGCCAGGGAUGAACAUGGGCACCGACUUCACACCCUCGUUUGCCAACCUGGGCAGGCCUGGAAUGGGAGGUGGAGGAGGUGGAGGUGGUGGUGGUGGUGGUGGUGGAGGGGGUGGCCACAGAGGAGGACCACCCUCUGGUAUGGGUGGUGGAGGACCGCGUCGCUCCCAGCAGGGCCAGCGUAAGGAGCCCAGGAGGAUCAUCAACAUCUCUUCCUCUCUGACGGACGACGUGAAGCUCAACAAGGCUGAGAAGGCCUGGAAGCCCGCUGUCAAGAAGGCUGCCAGUGGGCGAGCUGCUCCUGAGGAGGAGCUCGACGACCCAGAAGAGGCCAAGACCAAGGAGCUGUUCAAGAGGGUCCGUAGUAUCCUGAACAAGCUGACCCCUCAGAUGUUCCAACAGCUGAUGAAGCAGGUCACAGAGCUGACCAUCGAUACGGAGGAGAGGCUGAAGGGAGUGAUAGAUCUGAUCUUUGAGAAGGCCAUCUCUGAACCCAACUUCUCUGUGGCCUACGCCAACAUGUGCCGCUGCCUUAUUGGGCUCAAAGUCCCCACUACAGACAAGCCAGGAGUCACUGUGAAUUUUCGCAAGCUGCUUCUGAACCGCUGUCAGAAGGAGUUUGAGAAGGACAAGGACGAUGAUGUCAUCUUUGAGGAGAAGCAGAAAGAGCUGGAUGCUGCAGCCACGGAGGAGAAGGAUCGCCUGAAGGCGGAGCUGGAGGAGGCCAAAGACAAGGCGCGGCGGCGGUCGCUAGGCAACAUCAAGUUCAUUGGUGAGCUGUUCAAGCUGAAGAUGCUGACUGAGGCCAUCAUGCACGACUGCAUCGUCAAGCUGCUGAAGAACCACGAUGAGGAGUCGCUAGAGUGCCUCUGUAGACUCUUGUCCACUAUAGGGAAGGACCUGGACUUUGAGAAGGCAAAGCCUCGUAUGGACCAGUACUUUACCCAGAUGGACAAGAUCAUCAAGGAGAAGAAGACAUCGUCCAGAAUCCGCUUCAUGCUGCAGGACGUACUGGACCUCAGGAGGAACACAUGGGUCCCCAGGAGAGGAGAGCAGGGCCCCAAGACCAUAGACCAGAUUCACAAGGAGGCUGAGCUGGAGGAGCACAGGGAGGUUCUCAAGGUGCAGCAGCAACUCCUCAACCAGAACACCCGAGGAGGAGGUGGAGGACGUGGUGGUGGUGGUGGAGGAGGAGGAGGAGGAGGAGGAAGAGAUCAGGGGAGCCGUGGGGGCCAACACCCCCAGGCGGGCCAAAGGAGUCAGCCCCAGGACGAAGGCUGGAACACAGUUCCCAUUUCCACCAAAAGCAGACCCAUCGACACCAGCCGACUCAGCAAGAUCACUAAGCCCGGGGCUUUGGACUUUAACAACCAGCUGCUGGCGCCCCAGCUUGGGGGUAAGGGCAUGUGGGGCAGCUGGGGCAAGGGCAGCAGUGGAGGCACCACCGGAGCCAAACCCGCUGGGGAAGUCACCCCAGAGUCAGGAGGCCGCCCAGCCACCAGCACCCUCAACAGGUUCUCAGCCCUGCAGCCACAGCAGCCCUCCUCCUCAGGGCCCUCACAUGACUCGGACAGAAGAGUUCCUCAUAGGAACAGCUCUAGCCGGGACCGUGGCAGCGACAGAUUCGAGCGUCAUGACCGUGGCAGCAACGACCGCUUUGACCGGAGGGACGACCGGGACAGGAACCGGCCCCCGGUCACCAAGCGGAGCUUUAGCAGGGAGUCGGAGGAGCACGGCAGAGAGAGGGAGCACAGCGGCCCUGCUGAUCCUGUACGCCGCGUUGCCAGCAUGACCGACGACCGGGGCAGCAGAGACCGAGCCAGGAGCAAAGAGAAUGUGAAGAGGGAAGCUGCUCCAACCCCCCCUCCUCCCCAGACCAAACCUGCCUUGAGUGAAGAAGAGCUGGAAAAGAAGUCCACAGCUAUCAUAGAGGAGUACCUACACAUCAACGACAUGAAGGAGGCGCUGCAGUGUGUAGUGGAGAUGAACAGCACCCCGCUGCUCUUUGUGUUUGUACGAAGCGGUCUGGAGUCCACUCUGGAGCGCAGCCCCAUCGCCAGAGAACGCAUGGGCCUGCUGCUGCACCAGCUGUACAAGGCAGGCACCCUCCCCAAAGAGCAGUACUACAGAGGGCUUCAGGAGAUACUGGAGGUGGCGGAGGACAUGGUCAUAGACAUCCCCCACAUCUGGCUCUACCUGGCUGAGCUCAUCACCCCUAUGCUCCACGAAGGAGGCAUCCCCAUGGGACAGCUCUUCAAGGAGAUAUCCAAGCCCCUGGUUCCUCAGGGGACGGCUGGAGUUCUACUUGUCCAGAUCCUCACCCUACUCUGCAAAGGAAUGAGCCAUAAAAAGGCAGGCACCAUGUGGAGGGAGGCGGGGCUUAGCUGGAAAGACUUUCUGCCUGAGGACGAGGACGCCAACAAGUUUGUGACAGAAGAGAAUGUGGAGUUCACCCUGGGAGGAGGACGAGGAGAUGAUGAUGACGAUGAUGAUGAGACAGAGAAGAGCAGUAAGAAGGAGCUGAGCUCAGAGGAGCUGACCAAACAGCUGGACAGACUCAUACAGGACAAGGCUGAAAACCAGAGGAUCUACGAUUGGGUCGAGGCUAACCUGGACAAGACGCAGAUGUCCUCCAACGUGUUUGUCAGAGCAGUCAUGACAGCCAUCUGCCAGUCGGCCAUCAUCUGUGAGAACCCUUACAAGUUGGAUGCGAGGGUGAUCACCCGGAGGGCCAAGCUGCUCCACAAGUACCUGAAGGAUGAGCAGAAGGAGCUGCAGGCUCUCUACGCUCUGCAGGCCCUCAUGGUGGAGAUGGAGCAACCUGCCAACCUGCUGCGGAUGUUCUUUGACACGCUGUACGACGAGGACGUGAUCAAAGAGGAGGCCUUCUACAAGUGGGAGUCCAGCAAGGACCCCACUGAGAUGCAGGGCAAGGGUGUGGCCCUGAAGUCCGUCACCGCCUUCUUCACCUGGCUCCGUGAGGCAGAGGACGAGGAGUCUGACAACAGCUAGGACCUGCUCACCAGCGCGCCCUGGACACUGGGAGAACCUGGAGGAGAAACGAGAACAUGCUGUCUGAUGAUUCAGGAACAUGGGGCUGUUAGAAUCAACAAAAUCCUUCUGCAUAAAAAGGAAAAAAAUCAGCUAGGAGAUUCUACUACGGAUUGAAAAUGCAAUCAUUUUUUGUUUUAUUUUCAUUUUUGUUUAUUUUGCGCUGCUGAAUGUCUUUGAACUAAAAUGAACUAAAUUGAGAAACUAAUUGCGAGAGAAUGAUAAGCGUAACAACAAGCUGUAGGGGUGGCUGUUUACUUCAGUGUUUUGAGGUUUUAUUCCUUGUUUUAAAGGCGUCACGUUGCCGUAGCAACACUAUUCAUGAUGUUUAGCAAAACAACAAAGAAAGUCCACAACAGACAGCGAACUAAUAAAGGCUGCUCAUAUAUAUAUUUUUGAUUACAUCAUAUAUCCUGUUGAAUGAGACAUGAUGGCCAUCAUGUCGUAUGUACGAUUCUACAUGACUCUGUCAGUGAUUUAGCUCUUUAUUUUUGAGUAGGAUGAUUGGCAUGUUUUUUUUUUUUUAUAUAAAAGAAAAUCUAUGUAAAGAAAAGUGGACAAGCUGGAGCUCAUUUUCUUUGAACAUUUCAGUUGGGAGUCUGAGACUCCUGUGGACUUCCUGUCUAUGGACUAUGGAAGUCCUGGGAUUGGUGGAGAGGGACUGGGGAGCGAUGGAGAAUGACCUUUUGCUGCUGGGGGUCACAAUGCUUCCUUAUGGCCAUGCUCGCCAACCCUAAUUUGUCCUGUGUUACUUUACUCCUACACUUAAAACUGGGGCUGGAAAGGGAGAACGGUCUUGAAACGAUGUGGAUUUUUAAAAAAAAGAAUCAUAAUUCAAACUUGAAAGGUGUGUGUGUGUGUGUAUAUAUAGAAAUCAACUUUAAAAAAGCAAUUUCAAAAAGAGAAAAAAAGAACGUUCACAGUACGUUAUCCUUAGGCCUUUCUGCUUCCGUUUAGUGGAAAUGCAUUUCAGGAGACUUAUGUAAUAUAUGACCUUUCUUUCAAAAAUAAAAAUGCUAAUGUUAUGCCAUGAAUAUUUUUUUCUGAAGCAAAGUGGCAGUUCUCUGUAUUUAUAUUUUUCUCUCCUCAGCUAGCAGGUGCUUGUAAUUAUCCACCUGAAGUCAUUGAUUACAAUUUAAUUGAAUCUUUUGUAAAUACUUUUUUGCUUUACUUUGAAGUAUUUAAUUAAGAAAAUGAAUGCCUCUUUUCAUAUCCGAAACUGGAAAAGAUAAUAAAGAACAUUGCAAAUAAGAAAACA